AUGCUCUCUGCCGGGGAACGCCCUCAACCGCCUCUGGGCAAGAAUGCUGCCGUUAUAGACAUGGCUCGAAGCACCCCCGUCUCCAAGAGCUCGUUGAACCAUACCACCGCCCCAAUGUGGACAGAAUCGUCAAAACCAGAGACUGUCCAACAUAUCUGGGUCGUCACGGGCCCCGCCGGCUGCGGGAAAAGUACCGUUGGACGGGGCAUUCAGCAGGCACUGCAAGUCCCGUUCCUCGAGGGCGAUGAUUUCCACACCGACUCCAACCGAGAAAAGAUGGGCAGCGGAAUCCCUCUCACGGAUGCGGACCGCUGGGACUGGCUCAUCUCUCUCCGCAAGGCCGCCAUCGAGGCGCUCUCCCCCUCGGAAGCCAACAACUACCUCCCCCCUUCCGGCGUGGUCGUCGCUUGCUCUGCCUUGAAGCAGAAAUACCGCGACGUCAUGCGCGUGGCCGCCUACGGCUCUCCGUCCGUCCAGAUCCACUUCGUCUACCUGAAGCUGGACGAGCAGGCGCUCUUCCAGCGGGUCACGCAGCGCCAAUCGCAUUACAUGAAGAACACCAUGGUCCAGUCGCAACUGCGGGAUCUCGAAGAACCCAAGGGCGAGUGGGAUGCGCUCACCGUCGAUGCCAACCACCCCCCGGAGCAGGUUCAGAGGGAGGUAUUGGAGAUGGUGCGAGAUAAGCUGGCUGAACAGAACUAG
Molecule: messenger RNA, 702 nt
Organism: Aspergillus steynii IBT 23096
Lineage: Eukaryota; Fungi; Ascomycota; Eurotiomycetes; Eurotiales; Aspergillaceae
Product: gluconokinase
Exons: 2
Coding region: 1-702 (233 amino acids)
Cellular component (GO): cytoplasm
Molecular function (GO): gluconokinase activity
Source: RefSeq, a predicted model, not a curated record